UGAUGCAUUUCAGCAAACAGCAUUCCUCAGAGUGCGUGGCAUUUCGAAGUGCUUUUGAUCAGUGUAUCGAACUCUUUCUGUUGGGUCUGGGAUGCAGACAGCCACACGUAGUCAAUUAACCGUGCUGUGUCCGACGGGUCUUUGAAACCUGGUUGCUAAAAUGCGUCUCCUGUGACCACUUUUGUUUGGAUUUCGAGGGGAAUUUUCAUGAUGACAUACAUCAUUCACUAAGCCAGUGUGUUACUGCAUGAUAAUAAACCAAAAUAAAGUAUGUAAAGAAAGCAUGACUCUGGGGAUGGGGGCAUGGUGGUGUAUCUGUCUGCGGGAGAGGGAGAGCAGUAAGGCUCAUCACCUGGGCUGACAUUAUCUCUAACACCUAUGUCUUGUUAUAGUGAUGGCAGAGGGAGACCUGAAAAGGCUGACGGAUGCAUCAGUAUGCAGAGAGAGACAAGAGAGAGACUGUUCCUGCAUGUGUGACAGAAUUACGAUUCGUUUGUGUGGGACAGAAUUACGCCUCGUUUGUGUGUAUACUUGGCCACUAAGAGCCCUUUUUGUUCAAGUUUUUGUGAGUGACACUGAAGAGUAAUAAAGUACUCAUGUUGACAGUUCGCUGCCUCCUGACUCCUCCAUUACUCAGAUUACGAACUUGUUACAAUGACUAAAACAUGCAUGCUGUUUCUCCCAGAUACAGCUGAUAUUUAAUAUAAGCACAAAUGCAACAUUUCGAGCAGAAUUCUCAGUUAUUUUAGUGCAGUACCUGUUUAACUGUGCUUCAGAUGUGUGCUUCUCUUGUCACUGCAUGUUGAUACUUUUGCAUGCGGCGAGAAACAGGCAAGUAUAACGGGUCUUGAGACGUAUUUCGGCACGUAAAAGUUGAACUUCCUUUAACGUAACGCUCCUGGUGUGAGAUCUACUGUAAUUAACACAAAAGUUUCUGUCAAAACAGUAUACUGUUUCUGCAAACAUGUUGUUGCAUGGACAUUCAAGCUUUGCGCUAGUGAAGCAAAAGUAUGCAAAUUAGCAAUUUAUUUAUUUAUUUUAUUUUGUUUGAUGAAGGCUUUUCACAGGGGCCGGUUGCAUAAAACUGUUUUAGAAUAGUCUUACAAAUUAGUUGACUAAAAUUUUGGUUUUAGCUUUUUCAGUCAAUUGCAUAAAAACUUUUGGUCUUAUUUAAGACCAAAAUGUAAGACAGCAGACCCCUAGGCUAACUAUUGUUUACAUUCUAUAUUGCCAUGGAAAAUAACUGUCAGCUGAGCUAGUGGGCGCUUCAGUUGAGGACUAAAAGGGGCUUGAGUUGAGACUGAAAAAGAUUUCCUUGAGUUUAUUAUUUGGGUUAAAAUCACUAAAUUUGGUAAUUAGAAUAUAUUUUUAAGCAUUGUAUUCUUCUAAUAUGCAAAUAUUUUCAGUAAAGAGAAACUGUGUUUAGCGACAAGUGUCGGCCAUUUGUUUUUUUGUCGUUCAGUGUCUUAUUUUUUCCACAAUGCAAUGCAAAUUUUACUGUUUUACUAAAGACAGCUGUGAGCUUGUUUUAUGCUACAGGCUUUCUCUGGCGUCUUUAGUUAGUCAGACAAAUUGUUAGACAAAGUCUAAAAUAAAUGGCUAUGUUUAUGCAACCAGCCCCUGGUUUGGGGCACUGAAGGGGCAAAUCAGAUUUCACCUGGAGCCAGUGACCCAUGGCCCCUUCCCUAGAUCCGCCCCUGGUAUCAUACUAUAUAACAGGUUUCAAAGGGUCGUCCUGUAGAUCAGAAACCAUGUUGACUGCUCUACUUCUGUUGUGGCUUGGAGCUUUUCUUUUGUUCCUCAAGCUCAGAAUUUGGCGACCCAAAAACUUCCCCCCUGGACCAACUCCUAUUCCCUUCUUUGGAAACUUGCUUCAAUUAGACUGCACAAACCCAUUAAAGGACCUGGACAAGUUUGCUCAGCGUUAUGGAUCACUCUACAGUCUCUAUAUUGGUAGGCAGCCAGCAGUGGUGUUAGCUGGUCAGAAGGUGAUCAGGGAGGCACUGGUCACACAGGGGGUGGAGUUUGCUGGCAGAUCAGACACCAUGUUUGUCAGCCACAUAACAAAGAACAAAGGGGUGAUAAUGGCAGAUUUUGGAGAGGGUUGGCGAGAACAUCGACGGUUUGCUCUGACCACACUAAGGAACUUUGGAUUGGGGAAGAGAAGUAUGGAAGAGAGGAUUCUGGAGGAGGUCAAAUAUAUCUGCUUACAUCUGGAGGAAUCUGCUGGAAAGUCAAUUGACCCUAAACAUCUCUUCCAUCAGGCUGCUUCAAACAUAAUAGCAUCCAUUAUUUUUGGGUCACGCUUCAACUAUGAGGAUGAAUAUUUCCAGACGUUGCUCACAACAAUAGAACAACUUACUAAGAUUGUCAUUGGACCUUGGGCAAUGCUCUAUGAAAUAGCACCAGCAAUAAGGAUUUUCCCACUGCCAUUCAGGAAAGGUUUUGAUUAUUUUGACCAAAUCAAAGAACACAUUCUUAAAGUUGUCAGUGAGCACAAGAAGUCACGGGUUGCUGGGGAGCCCAGAGACUUGAUUGACUGUUACCUGGAGGAGAUGGAGAAGAGAGCAGAUCAGCGUACCACAUUUGAUGAUUCACAGAUGGUCACUUUGCUCUUUGAUUUGUUUGUUGCUGGAACUGACACAACCUCAAUCACACUUCGCACAUUAACCCUCUACCUGAUGACCCACAUGCACAUACAAGAGCAAUGUCAGAAGGAGAUCGAUGAAGUCCUUGGAGCUCGUGAACAUGUCACAUUUGAGGACAAAAAUGCCAUGCCUUACGUUCAGGCAGUGAUUCAUGAGGGUCAGCGUGUUGCUGACAUUGUUCCUCUUAGUAUGUUUCACACUGCCAGUACAAACACCAAACUCCAGGGCUACAACAUCCCAAAGGGGACAAUUAUCAUCCCAUAUCUGUCAUCUGCUCUCAGAGAGGAAAGUCUGUGGAAGUUUCCCCAUGAAUUCAACCCUCAAAACUUCUUGAAUGAAAAGGGGGAAUUUGUGAAGCCUGAAGCAUUCUUGCCUUUCUCUGCAGGAUCCCGUGUGUGUUUAGGAGAGAGUCUAGCUCGUAUGGAGCUCUUUCUCAUCAUGGUUACAAUACUGCGGCGCUUCCGCCUAAUAUGGCCAGAAGAUGCAGGAACACCAGACUUUACUCUUAUAUAUGGUGGGACACAGUCAUCAAAACCUUACCCCCUGCGUGUACAACUACGUGCACAAGGGAAGACGUGUGAAUCUUAGGUACUAGCCUUGUAAUGCAUAAUAUUUAUUUUGUAUUACUUUGAGCCAUUAUAAUUUUAGUAGAACAUAAAGAAUGAGCCAACUGUAUAGAUGUGUUAAAUGAAACUUUCAUAACGCCUUUAAAGAGCAUUAUUGUUUUCAUCCUUAAGUAGUCUUGUUAAAGCAGAACUAUUGUGCAACCAUGAGUUCAAAAGGUAGUCUUUCACGCAAACAUUUACUUUUAUUUGUGAAAACCACUUUAUACAACCAUUAAAUAAAAAAGCAGUUUUUGUUUGCUGCUAGAGAGUUGUCCUAAAUUGUUCUGUUCAUAUUGUAAAUUUGAACUACAAAAAUAACUGAAUGUUGUAAAUGUGAAUUAACAUGAAUUGUACUGUAUAUAAAAAACAAACAAAUUUUCAAAUUGGUAACACUUUACAAUAAGGUUCCAUUCGUUAACAUUAGUUAAUGCAUUAGGUAUCAUAAACUAACAAUGAACAAUAUAUAUUUUUACAGCAUUUAUAAAGCUUUUACAAUUGUUCACUGCUAAUUCAUGUUAGUUCAUAGUGCAUUAACUAAUGUUUAUAUAUAAAACUUUUGAUUUUAACAAUGUGUUAGUAUAUGUUGAAAUUAACAUUAACAUAGAUUAAUAAGUACUGGGAAAGUAUUGUUCAUAUUACCUUAUGUUGUUAACUAAUGUCAACAAAUGGAACCGUAUUGUAAAGUGUUACCAAAAAAUUGUUUUAGUCAGAAAUUAGACAAUUGUUCAGUAAGAACAUCUAAUGAUAAUGAAGUCUGAUGCCUCCAUGUGUAGGUACAGUUCAUUGUAUAGAGACAUUAUGUGGUAAAUCUAAACAAAAUCUAGUGUUUUUGGUUGAAUUUCCACAUAUUUACAGGAGGAUCCUUGCUCAAAAGAAAUUUUCUCAUUCAUACAAUCAUGCUUUGACGAUUCCAUUUAGCUUGGCAAUUAUAUGGGUAAGUAAAUCAAAUCAAAUCAAAUCACUUUUAUUGUCACACAGCCAUAUACACAAGUGCAAUGGUGUGUGAAAUUCUUGGGUGCAGUUCCGAUCAACAUAGCAGUCGUGACAGUGAUGAGACAUAUACCAAUGUAAUGGUAUAUGCAAUGUUAUUGCAUAUACAUGUAAUUAGAUCAGGUUUAAUUCAGAACAGUGUAAUUUUGCUUUUGGUUUUUAUUUGACCCAUGUAUUCUUUGACUUGGAGUUGAAUGAUGAGUAGCUCAAUGGUAGGAAUGUAGAAAAUUAAGAAUAUUAAUACAUAUUUGUUUGUCUUCAAAAUUUUAUUUAACAGAAUUUACAAAUGAGCAUCCUAUCCUUCAUUCAAUUCAACAGAUCCUAUAACGGUAGCCAGGUGAGGAUAUAACAGAAUUUAAGAAUUUAAAACGUGAUGCGAAAAAUGUAAAAAGUUAAUCAAUUGUGUGUGUACCAUACAAGUCCAGCUAUAUUUGACAUAUAAAUCCAGAGAUA
Messenger RNA from Myxocyprinus asiaticus (Chinese sucker), 4696 nucleotides. Its product is annotated as cytochrome P450 2F2-like. Bases 1674 to 3236 code for a protein of 520 amino acids. Gene Ontology annotation, molecular function: oxidoreductase activity, acting on paired donors, with incorporation or reduction of molecular oxygen, reduced flavin or flavoprotein as one donor, and incorporation of one atom of oxygen; heme binding; iron ion binding. The record is from RefSeq and is a predicted model, not a curated record. Gene Ontology annotation, cellular component: intracellular membrane-bounded organelle; cytoplasm. The transcript has 9 exons. NCBI's taxonomy places the organism in Eukaryota, Metazoa, Chordata, Actinopteri, Cypriniformes, Catostomidae. Gene Ontology annotation, biological process: xenobiotic metabolic process.